This is a messenger RNA of Aspergillus saccharolyticus JOP 1030-1, 1224 nucleotides long. RefSeq names its product alpha/beta hydrolase. The record is from RefSeq and is a predicted model, not a curated record. The transcript has a single exon. Lineage: Eukaryota; Fungi; Ascomycota; Eurotiomycetes; Eurotiales; Aspergillaceae. Bases 22 to 987 code for a protein of 321 amino acids.
GGAAAAUGUCAGUUCCUCAAAAUGACCAAAUUACCAACCCUCAUCUUUAUCCCGGGCUCCUGGCACCAACCCUCCUGCUAUGGCUCCGUCAUUAAACUCCUCCAGACCCAGCACAAGCUACACUGCGUCGCCAUCACCCUCCCCUCCACCACCGGCAGCCGCGAUGCAACGUUCAAAGACGACCUCGAUGCCGCGCGCGACGCCAUCGCCCACGAAACCAGCCACGGCCGCAAUGUAAUUGUCAUCGCGCACUCCUACGGCGGCAUGGUCGGCAACAGCGCCAUCAAGGGUUUCACCCAGCCCCAGCCCCCGCCCCCGGCCGGGGACACGCCGCCUUCCCCCGCCGGGUACGUGGUAGGCCUCAUUCUCAUCGCCUCCGGCUUCACCUUCACCGGCCUCUCCUUCAUGGACCCAUUCUUCGGGCACCCGCCGCCCUCCUGGCGCGCGAACCGCGAAACCGGCUACGCGGAGCUGGUCACCCCUCCCCGCGAGCUGUUUUACCAUGACCUGCCCCGGGAGGAGGCGGAGUACUGGGUCUCGCAGCUGACGCCGCAGAGUCUGAAGGCGUUAUUCGAGGGCGGGGAGUUCACGUAUGCUGGAUGGCAGGAUGUGCCGGUCUGGUAUCUGGGGACGGUGGAGGAUCGCGGGCUGCCCGUGCUGGCGCAGCGAAUGCAGGUGGAGAUGGCGAGGGAGAUCGGUGCGAAUGUGGAGCAUCGGGAGCUACACACGAGUCAUUCCCCCUUCUUGAGUCAGCCAGAGGCGACGGCGGGGAUUGUGAGGGAGGCGGUCGAGGCGUUUACGGGGAAGGCUGUCGGCGAUGCGUCUACGAGUGCGCGAGAUGGCGUGGUGGGAGUGGUGCCGAGGGCUGUGUUGUGGCGGCCAUUGACUUGGUUCCAGUUUGGGCUUCCCUUCGCCUUUGGUCGGCUUUUGGGCCGCGGGAUUCUUCUUUGGCGGUGGGGGAGGCGGUUCUGGGGGUCUUCUCGCUAGGGGGAGAUUCUUAUGGUUUUAGGGUUGGAAGGGGGGUUGCAGGGCAUCAAAGUGAGCAGGAGAUUAGAGCUUUGAAGUGACAGACUAGCAGGUACAGUACAUAUAAUCUUUCUCUCAUCACGUGUGCACGUCUUUCUCGUGCGGCCACUUCCGAAACAAGUCCCCCAGCUGGUCAAUGGGCGCCGUCAAGAGGCCGACGACCGUCUCAAAGGGCGGCUUACUCGGGGCGCCGGGAUG